GACGCUUGCGUAACCGGAAGUACCUGCGGGUACCUAGGGUCCAGCCUGGCUUUCGGAGCCCGCUGUGGCGGUUACUGCGUUGGAGAGACCUGUUAUGAAGGCGGUGGCAGCUGCAGAGGUGGCGGAGAGGAAGCCCGAUAAUGACGGUGUGGAGCCCAGAGGUGUGCACUGGGGGGAGCUGAGCCAGACUUCCAUUCCAUCUGGACCGCAGGAGAAGGAGACACCAGAGAGUACACCAGACAUCCCCAACAGUGACAGCUCCCAGGCAGAGAGCCCGGCUGUGAGUGCCAUGUUACAUGCCAUCGCUGCCAGCCACCUGCCUGUGUGCAGCCAGCAGCAGGGUGAGCCUGAUCUGACAGAGCCUGAGAAGGUGGCCAUCCUGGGCCAGCUGUAUCACAAGAAGCCGCUGGUGUUCUUGGAGCGCUUCCGCACAGGCCUCCGGGAAGAGCACCUGGCGUGCUUCGGCCAUCUGCGUGGAGACCACCGUGCUGAUUUCUACUGUGCCGAGGUGGCCCGGCAAGGCACUGCCCGGCCUCGAACCCUGCGCACCCGCCUGCGUAACCGACGUUAUGCUGCCCUGCGUGAGCUCAUCCAAGGAGGCGAGUAUUUUAGCGACGAGCAGAUGCGGUUCCGUGCCCCACUACUGUAUGAGCAGUACAUAGGACAAUACCUCACCCAGGAAGAGCUCAAUGCCCGCACAGCAGCCCCACAAGCCCCCAGGUCCGGCUCUCCUGGCACGCCUGCCUUUCCACUCUCCGACCUGCUGUUUCAGUCCUACCAGGAACGGGAGCUGCAGCAAAAGCUGCUCCGGCAGCAAGAGGAGGAGGAGGCCUGCUUUGAGGAGGAAGAGGACAGCGAUGAGGAAGACCAGAGGUCGGAUAAAGACUCGGAAGCCUGGGUGCCUGACUCGGAAGAGAGGCUGAUCCUUCGAGAGGAGUUCACCAGCCGCAUGCACCAGCGAUUCCUGGACGGCAAAGAUGGGGGCUUUGACUACAGCACGGUGGAUGACAACCCUGACUUUGACAACCUGGACAUUGUGGCACGUGAUGAGGAGGAUCGGUACUUUGAUGAAGAGGAGCCUGAGGAUGUGUCUAGUGCAGAGCUGGGUGGGGACUGAUGGCUCUCACCCUUGUAGCCACCCCGCAGGCCGCUGACUAAAACUGGCUUAGUGACUCAGGCCAUCAAGACAGGCCCUCUAGACUUGGCCCACCUCAGACAAUGCCUCCACUUGUGUUUAGGGGUUCCCACUCCUCUCUGGGAACAUUACUGCUCCUCUGGCUCUGGCCCCACCUGUCUUUUCUCUUUGAGAUAGGAUCUUGUUAUAUAACUUGCCAGUGUUACUUGCUUUGUAGCCAAGGCUGGCCUGAAACUCAGUCCUCCUGCCUCAGCUGCCCACAGGCUGCUUGUACAGGCGAGUCCCUGUGCCCUGUCUACCUGUCUUGUUCUUACCCACUUUCUCCCUUCAUGCCACUGCCUCACCUCUCGCUUCCUAAGUCUAACCUCUGUGCAUCCACCUUCUACCCAUCUCUGUGUCACGGGUGCUGUGCCCACAGCAGGGCCCUGACAACUGUCUGGUGGCUGCAGCUGCCCCAUGGAUGCUAGUGUCCAGCUCCACCGGAAUGCCAGCACAGCUCUGAGCUUCUCCACCUCUCUCUGCCAGUGUCCUAUGCAGGGCCCUCUUGUUCCCCCAAGCUCCCACCUUACCCUUCAUGCCUUCCCCACCCUUGUUCACUUACAUGGAUCCCCUGGCCUUGAUGUCUGCCCCUCUUUCUCAGCCUUUACUGCUCUGGUUCUCUGGGUCCCCUUCCCCAGGCCUGGCAGCCAAGGGCAUCAGAAGCCUUCCUUCCAUGUGGGUGGAGGUUAGGGGAACCCAGGUGGCACCAGCUUCUGCUGCUCCUUUUUGGACACUAGCUGGGAGUGCUGGCAGAGGCAGGGCUGGGUACCACAGGGCCAGCUUGAGUGUGGGAGGAACUUGAAGAGGGGGACUCUCCCCUACCAACCCCCUUCCCAGCCACAGUUUUCCUUUUCCUCACUUCCUCCACCUCCCUCUCCCUUUCCCUCUCCUGUUUACACUCCCCAAAUACGCACAGGCUGUUAUCAUGGGUCUUGAGUCAUCACACACACAGACACACAGCCUGCCCCAGUGUCCCUGCCCCCAGCUGGCCACAGGGCCCGCCCCACAGAGCCCCCUGCUGCCCUGGGCUAAUGAAAGCCAGAUGGCUGCCUGUGACUCAGCCAUGGCCUGUGGGAACCCAGACGCCCCACCUUCCCAUGCCCCACACCCGGCCCCUGCGCCCCCAGCAGCCAGAAGCAACCUGCUCCUGUGGGGAUGGAGGCCAGCAUGUCUGGGCCUGAGAAUCCAAACUGCUGUGGCACUGAAUGGCAAAUGACUGCAGUCUACUCUGGCCAUACCUGAAGGAACCUAAAACUGCUUUGUAAAGCCAAGGUCCUGACCCUGGGUCUUGGCUCUGCCCUCUGUAUCAAGUAAACUCACCCAGGGGGGUAGAAGGUGUUCUCUUAAACUGUUGAAAGAUCCUCAACAGCUCAGCCUGGGCCAGGCCUGACUGACACCUCCUAACAGACCUGGAAACAAGACUGUCAGUCGCCACUUGUCUCAAAGGAUGGAAAGAACCCAGAAGUAGCCAUUUGCAUCUUGAGACCACCUGGCCUCCCAGGCAGAGCCAAGACUGGAACACAGCCAGUGUGCCUCCAUGUGACCUCAUUGGACAGCGGAGAUGCAAAGACAGACUUCCUCCUGUCGUGGGGGACUGUAGAGGAAGGUGCAGGUGUUGUGGCACAUAGUAUGGUGGCAGGUGGUGGACUGUUAUACCCCUACCCUUACCUCCCCAGAGGACGCAGUGAAUCCCCAGCUGGGACCCCACCACACUGGACAGGAGCCAGGAGUGCUCUUUUGGGAAGUUGUGGCUUAAGUAUUUUUCACAGUUGACCAGUGUUCUGUCCGAUCAUUAAACUUAUUUAAGAUAGAAA
Messenger RNA from Mus caroli (Ryukyu mouse), 2988 nucleotides. RefSeq names its product coiled-coil domain containing 97 (gene Ccdc97). NCBI's taxonomy places the organism in Eukaryota, Metazoa, Chordata, Mammalia, Rodentia, Muridae. The record is from RefSeq and is a predicted model, not a curated record.